AACCUGCUGCAGUGCGACAGCAGUGACGAGUCAGCAGACACCGACAGAAUCAACCAAAACUGCUUUUAUUUAUCCAAGUUACUUUGGGACUUGACCGCUGAGUUUGCAUUUUGAGAGCGCAGCCUGUCGACAACAUUUUUUUUUACCGUGCUACUGGGCUUAAACAUUUACAAAAGGUUCAGCUGGGUUAGCUCAUACGCUAGCUGAUUGAAGCUAAUGCUGCUUUCAAGGACUAUCGGACAUGUUUCGCUGUUAGGGCGCUUAAAGGAAAUAGUACUUUGACAUAAGAUGCAAUACUCGUGGUCCACUUCCUCUAUCUUGUACAGAAUUGACCGUAUAGCUACUUAACUCAACAAACUUGACAAAACUUGCCCAUGUCGAAGAAACUGAGCAAAUUGUUUCUGUGGGUGCAUAACUUUGCAAUUUAUCCUGACAAUGCAACAUGGUGUAACUCGACUUAUUUAAAGCAAACGACAGUAGCCACCACUAACUGAGCAAUAAUAUGCAGCUGACUGGUGGUCUUGACCCUGUAUAGUCUGUGGUCGUGACGCUGCAUGUGUGGCUUGUGAUUAGGAGUUUAAGGAGGAGUACCUGAAGGCAGCAGAUCCAUCCCACAAAGUUAGCUAGCAUUAGCAAUAGCUGCAGUUAGCCGGUAGGAGAGGACCGCAGCAUCAGCAUCAUCCAUACACAAUGACAUAAAACAGGUACCAGCUUUGCUCACUGUACGAGACGACGGGGAGGAAUAUCUCUGACACCAGAUAAAAAUGAGCCGGUUCUGCUCGGACAACAACAAUUUUCCCUAUGACAAUAACGUCCUGGUUUUGGACAUGGUGCUGGGCUCUCUGUGGGGGGUGCCCCAGCCCAUAAACUGGGACAAUGUAGCCAAGCUAGUUCCAGGAUUCACUCCCAAGGAGUGUGCCCGUCGAUUUGAGGAGCUGAAGAGCACUGGGGGUUUUCCCCAUGUGGACAACCAAUGUAAUGCCCUGACAGAAGGAAGCACCUCCCCUUCAGACGGCCUGACUACGCUGCUGGACACUGGGGAGGUGGUGGAGACAGGAAGCAGCCAGAGCAGCAGCAAAGUUACAGGCUCCAAAUCGACGCCCUCAGGAAGAGUUGGUGUUGUGGAGAAGAAAGAGAGAAGAGUCUCAGCCGAGGAGGAUGACAAACCUCAGAAGCCAAGAGAUCCCAACAUGGUGAUCCAUGUGUGUGAUGAGACCAAGAACCUGAAGCAGGACUUCACGUGUCCCAGAGAUCUUCUAGUCAAAGAGAUGCGUUACUUUGCUGAGUACCUGUCUGUGGACCCCCAGAGGUGGGAGGAGGUGGACAUCUCCGUUCACUGUGACGUGCAGAUCUUCGAUUGGCUCAUGAACUACGUCAGGAGGAAUUCUGCAGGAGAGGGAAACAAGGACAAACCCCGUCUUGAGCCCAGCAAUGUGAUCUCAAUCCUGAUCUCCUCCGAGUUCUUGAAGAUGGAUACGUUAGUGGAGGAGUGCAUCCAAUACUGCCACAAACACAUGAGCGCCAUCGUGGCGACACCCUGCAACAUGAACUGCAUCAACAGCAACUUGGCAACACGCAUUGCUGAACUCUUCAACCACAAUGAGGCUGACGACAUCAGGGACAAAAAAGACAAGUUCAAAAGCAAAUUGUUUCAGAAGAAAAUAGAGCGUCUCUUUGAUGCCAACUACCAGAACAGAGAUUCACCUGGAAACGCCUCGACUCUCUACAGGUGUGGUCUGUGCCUUAAGCUGCUGACCAAAGACACAGAGAGGAAAAUUUCUUGUGUUCCUGGGAAAAUCAACAUUGAUGGUCAUGGAGAGAUCAUCUAUACACACACUAAACAGAAGAGCUGGGAUGUACAUGAAUACAUCACCAGUCUGUAUGAGGAGCUCAAGUCCUGGGUCCUGGUCUACUGGAGAAUCUGGGGUACAAUCAACUACCUCACUUGCUCCCGGUGCCAACAGGUGUUUGUGUGUGCAGAGCUGACCCAUUGCAAGUACCACCCAGACAGUGUGCUGUACCCUGGCAUGGGUACUGAGAAAGGCUGGCAUGGUGCAGGAAUCUACCCCUGCUGCAACCAGAGGGUUCUCCGCUUUGACCCCACUGGUAUGCCCAAGGGCUGUAAGAUGCGAGACCACAUAGUGAACGUACCUGAUGAAGAGAACUGCGACGAGGCAACCGCAGCCCAGACCAGAGUCCUUAAUGACCUGCUGCUGCACAGAGACGCAGUGUGUUUGUUUCACACGCCGCCUGCAGAGGGUACUGAGGAGAGUCUGUCCAGUGCAGAGAAGGUUCAGCAGGACUGUGACGUUCUCCUGGAGCCGACACUGCUCGGACCUCUGAGAGCAGACGGCAGCACUUUUUCCCUCUUGAAAAACUGGAGUCUGCAACUGAGGCAGCAGUCGCUCCUGUCAGAGGAUGAGGAGUACACCACAGGGUCAGAGGUCACCGAAGAUGAGGUGGGGGAUGAAGAGGAGCUGUCUAAGAAACAAGCUGCUAAGAAGGCCAAGAAGGCCCACAGACCCCUGAAAAAACAAAUGUCUUCUCCAAACUUCCAGCGCAAAGACAAAGCAGAGAAAUCACAGUCCAGGGACAACACACCUUUCAUAGUGAGUGUCCAGAAAAGUAAGUGGGACAGUUCUCGCUCCAUGCGAUACAACCAGGAUGCUCAGAGGGAAGAAGACCAGCGUCGCAUGGUGGAGAUCAUCGGCUACCUGACUAAGAUGAGGUUUGGAGACCAGGAACAGAGCAAAUAUAAGGACACUAAGGAGCCUACAGGAGGAAUCUACGCCAGGCUGGAAGCGCAGUUUAAGAGUGCCUCUCAAACCAGACAGACUUCGGAAAAGACACCCAGUAGAUCUAAAAUACGCUACGCUCAAAUCCGGACAACAUAAAGGAGCUGAUGGGGAAAAGGCCGCUGAGCUAUCAAAGAGACGAGUAUGAAAACUGAUGAAGAGACAUAAGAACAAAGAGGAAGAGGAGAGGUCCUUCUGCGAAAGCUCAGUACAACAAAAUAAGUUUCUACUGGCAGCUCCUCAAGCACGGCCUACACCUAUAACCCAGCUGUGGACUCUCUCCUCACCCUCACCCCUUGUCAGUCCUGUUCCCUUCCUCUGUGCUUAACUCAGGUGACUAUGUAUGCAUCACCAUCAACUGCACCCUCUGUCACUCAGCUAGCUACUUAUUUGUGCAGCUGCGGCCGGUCCUUGAAAAACAAGUUCUCCGGAUCCAGCUCAGCGUAGGAAAUUCACUUGAACUGAUCUCAGUGUGUCUUUAGGGUUUAUCUUUGGAGGUAGACAAGUUGGGGAUGAAAUGCUAGUUUAUUCUUUAUUAACGGUCAUCCGCACUGAGGAUCUGAAUUAUUUAGAUCCAGUAAACUCCACAUGUAUGGGACUGAAGAGUUUCAGAGAGAGGUAAAUGAAGCCAAAGGCAAGACGGUACUGCUUCAAAACAGCUCAUCUUGUUUCGGUUAAACUGCUGAUCACAGUACAUCAGUACAUGAAAUAAACUCUGUAUUAGCAUUCAUUGUCUUCUGUGGUGAAGCCCAGCCAUCUGGCUGAGACUGACACUACAGUUACUUUCAAGUGUCUCCCUCCCCAGUCCUGGUAGAGAUAUAUAGGUCUAUUCAUUCCUAUCUGUAUUGGAAUGUGACUGAACUGUACAACACUGGGACCAAUAAAACAUAAAUGAGACUGAACUUCAGCCAGAGCCUUAUUUGGAUUACCUUCAUGGUUUCUGCUGAUCCUAGAAUAGUCUGAAAGGGUAUUACAUCCAUUAAUAUGAAAAUAAGGCCUUUAUUUUCUCUAGAUAUUUUUAUCUUUUCUGAUGUUGCAUUGUAAAAUCUCUAAUAAUUGAUAACGUGUUUUUUAACUUAUAUUUUCUUUGUGGCAGGGCUGGUCAGAGUAGAAGAUCAACUGCCUGCUAGCUGGCUGUCACUGUACCCUCGACGCACAGGGAAGUGCAAAUUUAACACAAAUUGGCCAUUUGACCAGGAUUUCACAGCAUGGCUGAAACUGGUACAAGGCGAUCUAGGCUCUGUGUAUUUUAUGCAAAAAGUUUCUUAACUCGGCAUGAUAAAAUGCAAAACAGUGGAAUCCCACAUGCAGAGGGAGAAACACAAAAUGCCAACAAUCAUCGGGUAUUUCCCAAGUAACUGAUGUUGGUUCACUUUUUCCCCUUCAGUUUUGGUUAUAGUAAAAGUGGUCUUAAAUUUCAUUCCGAGAGGUAUGAAAAAAGUUUUUAAAAACUUAAAGGUCCAGUGUGCAGGAUUCAGGAGGAUAUACUGGCAGAAAUAGAAAAUAAUAUAAAAAGCAUGUUUUCUUUAGUGUAUAAUCAAUAAUCUGAAAAUAAGAAUCAUUAUGUUUUUGUUGACUUAGAAAGAGCUGUUGAUAUCUACAUAGGGAGCAGGUCCUUGUCUACAGUGAUCGCCGUGUUGCACCAUGUUUCUACAGUAGCCCAGAGCGGACAAACCAAACACUGGCUCUAGAUAGGUUCAUUCAGGUUUUUGCAUUGGCCACUGUAGUAAGCAGUUCCCCCAUGAUGAGAGCAUUGGAAAAGCGCAGAUUUUUUUUUUAUAUGAAACUGCUUUACUUGGCAUUUUUACUGGUUUAAAUCACUGAGUCUGUUGGUUUUGGAGAGGAUGAGUCCUUUGUGGGUGAUUCAGCUCCUGGUAAAAAAAAACCCCCAAAAAAACCUCUUGAACACUGAGGGAAUUCUAACCAGGAGAAGUUUCAGCUGGUUGCAAUCUGCAUUUCUCACCAUUAGAUUCCACUAAAUCCCCCUAAAUCUUACACACUGGACCUUAAAAUCUAACUUGCCUUAACUGUAGGAACCCUGUAUUCUGGUGACUGUCCACUGGGUGGCGGUAUAUCACCUCAGGGGAGUUACUGGGCUCUCACCGAUCAACUUUGCCCCAGUUUGACCACAACCUGUCACCCCUGCUCCAAUUUACGGCCAGAUGACAUCAAAUAAUUUAAUGAGGGUAAAACUUAAUAAAACUGUUGACGAAGUACAAUCAGUGUUUCAUUUAAAUUCAGUCCUUAAUGAACCUUUUUCUCGUGCCUAAAGGGCUUGGUUGGAACAGCGUGAGAGUCCUGGGCAGAGAGCUGGUAUGUGCCACUGGGUAGAGGGUCAGCCACCCUCUCUGUUUGAGAGGCAACGACCAGCGGGUGUACUAACCUGGCUCUUCCUGUCCAGCUUACUCACAAGGGUAUUAAUAACCCUGCCUGCCUACAGCGUGGACACAGAGCUGGGCAUGAGAAGGCGUAGAGCUGGGCUUACUUUUUUUUUUUAUCUUUUUGGGUAGGUGGUGGGUGGGCGGGGGCUACCCCAGCUGUUCCCUCUUCUCCUCGACAGCGGAUGCCGAGAAUGGCUGAAGAUCUCUGGAUCUGGGUCAGGAAGGGAGGGGGGGGGGUCCAGUUACAGCCAGACUGAAUUAUGGUCCCAGAGAGAUGGUCAGAUAUGAAAGCAUCAAAGCAAACAUAUGAAGUAGUAAUUACCAGAACAAGGAGCUGCUGACUCCACAAAAGCGUGCAAACAUGAAACUGUACCACUAAAAGGAGCAAAAGCCUUCCUCUGCAGGGGGCUGCAGCCAGAACAAGUGGCCUCCGUCCAGUUAUUGACAUAAAACACUGUAAAACCCACAGCCGACAUACGCACCUGCAACAGAUUAGCCAGAGUGAGCACUUUAUAUAUUAUACAUUCAGUGUAGAAUUAUAAGUCUCAUAUUGAGAGUCCAGCAACUUCCUCUCUGGUUGCAUCAGAGCUGACAGGUUGCAUCAGACGAGUGUUUCAACUUUCAGUGUCAGGGCGUCAUCACAACCUUUAAUGUAAUACCAGUGUGUUCACAGGGAUUAGUGCUGGGGUCAGUUUACACAGCACCAACCUUGGCCAAAGAUGUCUGCGCGGAAACACUGAUGCCACGGGAAUACUGUGUGUAUGACAGAUGACAUCCAUCACCAUCGUCAUCAUCAUCAUCAGCUACCUUUCCUUUUAGGAUUUAUGGGUGUGUUUACGAGGAGUGGGUUUGAGCCCAGGUCAGAACAGCUCAGAUGUGAGCCUGGUUUGAGAGUUGUCACUGGACUGGGAGCAGGACUGUUCUGCACAUGGUUCAGGGUUCUUACAGCUUAAGUCAAAUUAGAUUUCAGACUCCUUAAUGCCAAUCAGAAUGAGAUUUAAGAGGGAAAAACAACACAUGAACCAAAAUAAAAUACUUAUGGUUGGGGACAAUUUUGCCAGAUAUUAAUUGUAGCAUGAAACACGACUUAUUUGUCUUGUUGCAGAGACAAGGGUAGAACAGAACAGAACGGGGAAAUACCUGGUGUUUGUUGGCAUUUGUGCUUCUCACUUUGCAUGUGGGAUUCCACUACAUUGACACAACACAGUGGAGUUUAAAAACGUUUUGCAUGAAAUACACCAAGCCUCACGUGCAUGCUGUGAAAUCUUGGUUAGCCUAUUUCCAUUGAAUUAACACUUCCAAAUGUCACCAAGGGCACAGUGGCAGCCAGCUGACAGACAGUGGAUCAAUGGACAAUAUGAGUAUCGUUGGUUCUGCUAUCCUGAUCUGUAUAAGAUUAAUGCAACGUCAUAGAGAAAAUGAAUUCAUAGACUCCUACUUUACAUGUUUUAGCAUUUUUUAGACAUCUUAACAUCAAUUAUUUUUAGAGGCUGUCCAAACUUUUUUGAAUGGAGCCAGAUUGUGAAAUAAACUGUUGCCAGC
This is a messenger RNA of Epinephelus moara (kelp grouper), 6718 nucleotides long. RefSeq names its product SANT and BTB domain regulator of CSR (gene sanbr). Lineage: Eukaryota; Metazoa; Chordata; Actinopteri; Perciformes; Serranidae. The record is from RefSeq and is a predicted model, not a curated record. The transcript is spliced from 21 exons. The coding region runs from base 765 to 2894 and encodes 709 amino acids.